CAAAUUUCAAUUUCCACCCAAACCCAAAUCCCUCGAUACUAUAAAUCCCCCAUUUCACUGCAUCUUUACUACACUCUCAUUCGCAAUUAUCAUUACCGAUACACAGAGUUGAAAGAUCUUAUCAAUGGCUCGUACAAAGCAAACAGCUCGCAAGUCAACCGGCGGCAAAGCCCCAAGGAAGCAGCUGGCUACCAAGGCGGCGCGUAAGUCGGCUCCGGCCACCGGCGGGGUGAAGAAGCCUCAUAGGUUCAGGCCAGGGACGGUGGCUCUGAGAGAGAUUAGGAAGUACCAGAAGAGCACGGAGCUUCUGAUUCGGAAGCUUCCAUUUCAGCGUCUGGUUCGUGAGAUCGCUCAAGACUUCAAGACCGAUCUGAGGUUCCAGAGCAGCGCCGUUUCGGCUCUUCAGGAGGCUGCGGAAGCGUACUUGGUAGGGUUGUUUGAGGAUACAAACUUGUGCGCCAUUCAUGCGAAGAGGGUCACCAUUAUGCCAAAAGACAUUCAGCUCGCUAGGCGUAUUAGAGGGGAAAGGGCUUAG
Messenger RNA from Abrus precatorius (Indian licorice), 535 nucleotides. RefSeq names its product histone H3.2. The record is from RefSeq and is a predicted model, not a curated record. The coding region runs from base 125 to 535 and encodes 136 amino acids. The transcript has a single exon. NCBI's taxonomy places the organism in Eukaryota, Viridiplantae, Streptophyta, Magnoliopsida, Fabales, Fabaceae. Gene Ontology annotation, cellular component: nucleosome. Gene Ontology annotation, molecular function: DNA binding; structural constituent of chromatin; protein heterodimerization activity.